AUGGCGUGUUCUGAUGAUUUGACCUUGAAGGUUCUCGACGAACCUGCCAUGUUAGGUCUUUCGCUCCUCGUUGCGCCUGAACGCCCAUCGAUCGACAUCGUUUUUAUCCAUGGCUUUAAUGGACACCCAGAGCGAACCUGGAGGCACAAGGGCGAUGCCGGCAAUCCGAGAGAUCUGGGUGAAGAUCGAGGCGACGAGCGACCUCGAAAAUUCCAAAAGAUACUUGACUCUACGAAGAUCUCCCGCGACCGCAAGUCCGUCUAUUGGCCUAAGGAUCUGUUACCACAUACUGCUCCUCACGCACGAAUACUGGCAUAUGGCUACGACACUCGCUUCGGACAUCGAGUCAGUCCUCCGAGGAGUCAGAAGUCGGUCUAUGAUUUUGCCAAGGACUUCUUGAUGGAGUUGGAAGCCGUACGUCGGUGUCAGCCUACCAGACCCCUCUUGUUCAUUGCCCACAGUCUUGGAGGAGUCGUUGUCAAGGAGAUGCUUCGACAGUCAUACGGCUACCUCAACCAUCAUCCUCAUCUUCGAACCAUAUCCGAGUCAACUCUGGGUAUCGUCUUCUUCGGAACUCCACACGGCGGUGCUGAUCCGCGAGGGCUUUUAAGGUCCAUUGCGGAAAAUGUCGCUCGAGCGUUGGGUUUCACGGCGAACGAAACUGUCCUGGAGAGCUUGCUCCCUUGUUCGGAACGUCUGAAGCAACUACGGGACGAGUUUGGUCCAAUGGCCCGCGCAGAGGGGUGGAAGAUACACUGCUUUCAAGAAGAUCACGGUAUCAAAGCUCUCAAUGGUAGGAAGGUUGUUGAAGAUGCAUCUUCUUGCUUGUCUGAUUCGAGUCUGGAAAUCACCGAGCAUAUUGCAAACGAUCACAUGGAUAUGUGUCGCUUUAGCGGACUCCACGACGCCGAAUAUAGGAAAGUCGCCGCCGCAAUCAGUCGAAUUCUUGAAAAUUCCAGCGACCGCCCUUCCCCCGCUAGUCAGACAACACUCAGUAUCGGACAACGGCAAGCCUACAUCAAAUCUCUCGGCUUCGAUCAGAUUGAUGCUCGUCACGCGACAAUCAAGACAGCCCACGCAAAAACCUGCAGAUGGCUACUCAAAAAAUCCGGGUACCGCGACUGGCUCGCUCUCAAAAGACUCUCCGAGCACAAUGGAUUUCUGUGGAUCAAGGGAAAAGCCGGCACCGGCAAAUCUACAAUCAUGAAGUAUAUCUUUGCGAACGCCAAAAAGACAAUGUCGGAAGCCACAGUUAUUUCAUUCUUUUUCAACGCCAGAGGGGGAGACCUGGAGAAGUCUACUGAAGGUAUGUAUCGGUCGUUACUUCUACAACUACUGGAGAGCCGUCCCGAGCUUGGAAAGAUUCUCGAUCCUCUUUCCCGGCCGUUACUGUCUGAAACCGGUGAAUUCGAGAUCCAAUGGCAGCUUGAGACCCUGAAAGACGCCUUUCAAGCCGCCAUCAGAUGUAUUGGAACCAAAAGCCUGGUCUGCUUUGUCGAUGCGUUAGACGAGUGCCAUGAAGAUGACAUCCGAGACAUGGUGGCAUUCUUCGAGACUCUCAGCCAAGAAGCAGUGCAAUCAGGAACCCAGCUCCAUAUCUGUUUCUCGAGUCGCCAUUACCCCUAUGUCACCGUGGAUAAGUGCGUUGAACUCGUGUUGGAGGACCAGGAGGGCCACCAAGAUGACUUGGAGCACUACGUCCGCACCGAACUGAAAAUCGGCGAGAGUCCGCGCAGCGAAAAGAUCAAAAAGAACGUCCUUCAGAGGGCUAAUGGCAUCUUUCUAUGGGUCGUCCUGGUCGUCCGAAUCCUGCAGAAAGAAGUUGACAGAGGACGGAUACAUACACUUGAGAAACGGCUUUGGGAAAUUCCAGACGGCCUCGAUAAGUUGUUCGAAGAUAUCUUGACAAGAGACGGGAGGAAUAGCGACGAUCUUCUGCUCUGUCUACAAUGGAUCCUAUUCGCCAAGCGACCGUUGAGACGUGAAGAACUAUAUUUCGCGAUCUUGGCCGGAAACGAUCCUGACCAACUCACGCCCUGGGAUCCUACCGAAACAACGACAGAUGUCAUGGACCGAUUCAUUCUGGAUUGUUCCAAAGGCCUCGCGGAGCUGACAAAGACGAAGAACCAGACAGUGCAAUUCAUCCACGAAUCAGUUCGGGAUUAUCUUCUUAAAGGGGACGGACUCAUGCACCUUCGACAGCCUCUUCAGUCGGAUUUUGAAGGGCAGAGCCAUGAAAAACUGAAGUUGUGUUGUCAAAACUACUUAAAGCUUCGACACCCAAGUCAUGGGCAUUUGCGAAGACAAGAUAGGGCUGACUCUAGACUGAAGGAUGAUGGAAUGUCUGACAAUGAAACUCGGCUAGCCACUCCCUUUAACGACGACCACCCUGAGCCGCGAGCUGCUCCUUCAACUUCUUCUCCUCCUUCUAUGGAGGCUAGGAGCCUGCGCGAGGACCUGUGCGCGCAAUAUCCAUUCUUAAGCUACGCGGUGAACCACAUCUUCGAUCACGCAGAGGCGGCAGCCGAAAAGAAGGUCUCGCAAACAACCUUCACCAUGGAAUUCGACUUCGUAACUUGGACGCGUUGCAACAACAUUCUUGAGAAGUACCACAUCCGACAAUAUACCCCCUCCGUGAGCCCACUAUAUAUUUUUGCCGAGAAGAAUUUACCCCGACUCAUUCGCAUUCAGCUUCAACAAGUGCCUUCUAUGGACAUCAGAGGUGAGCGACACCAAUUUCCUCUGCGGGCUGCCAUAGCAGCAAGAAAUAAGGAAGCAGUCGAGGAGUUUCUGAAGUCAGCUAUUGAAAUUAGGAGUGCUGCGCAACCCAAUCUUGAUUCGAUUCACACCCAAACAAACAGUAGAAGACUCGAUUGUGCAGAGUUCUUGGUGCAGAAUUCAAAGGUUUUCAAUCUUGGGGAAGAGUCAAUACUCUUCUGGGCUGUCGCAAAAGGCAGGAUGGACCUCGUCGAAACGUUGCUAGCGACGGAAAAGGUCCAGUUGGACUGCCAGACAAAGAUCAAAAACGGAUGCCGGCUAGAGAUCUCUCUGGGUACCAGUGCGUUCCACCUGACCUCAAUAAGAGUAUCGCUGUAUACCAAUCAGCGCGAGCCUCUUGAUUCGACCCAAGUUGCAUUGGCCUCACGUCUGCUCCAAGUCCAUGUGAUACCCUGGGCAUUUGAGCAUGGAUAUGGACUUUUGAUCAGACAUUUGAUCUGGCAUCUGAUUUGCACGACCGGAAGGUCCACGGAGGUGAAUCCCCUGUGCCACGACGCCGAUUUGAUCGCUCUAAUCUCUCAGCACACCUGGGUCAAUUUAAAUUUCAGGGAUGCCCGUUUUCGGUCGCUAUUAUCAUAUGCCGCAGGAUACGGACUCUCAGGCCUCGUGAAGCACAUGAUUGAGCAUAGAAUCAACCGGUUGGAUGACAAAGAUGACGCCGGGUGCACUCCUCUUUACUAUGCCGUGAUGAAUUGCCAAGUAGACACAGUACAGAUGCUUCUCCAAACAACAAACAUGGCUGAUCUCGGCCCGCCUGGUGUUGAUCUGAAUUUGUCACCAGAGCAUAAGGAGGUGAUUGAGUUAAUGCUGGAACAUGGGGUCAACCAUCACGGUGUCACCGUUGACUAUCAUCGCCCUCUUAACUGGGCAUGUUUAUACGGGCACGAAUCAAUGGUGAAAUUGCUGCUAGGGCGUGGGGAUGUCCGGGUCAAUGCAACGAACGACGAUGGCGACACCCCAUUACACGCCGCAGUGACCAAAGGGCGCGAAGCAAUAGUAAAAUUACUCCUGGAGCAUGGGGAUAUCGACGUGAACGCAACAAAUAAGUUUGGCGAGACCCCAUUAGUCUCCGCGCUCAUCGGGCGGAGAGAAGCGGUUGCUCGCCUUCUGCUCGAACGAUCUGAUAUCAAAGUCGACCCAGUCGGUACGGGCUCCACACCCAUAAAUGAAUAUGCAAGAAUGUUAGGCAAUACGGAAGUGGCCCAGAUGUUGGAGGAGAAGAUGUGUCAACAGCAGGGUGGGUCGGGCUUUGAUCAGGGCGGUGUUCCAAGCGGACGGGGAUGA
This is a messenger RNA of Cladophialophora bantiana CBS 173.52, 4062 nucleotides long. RefSeq lists its product as uncharacterized. Gene Ontology annotation, molecular function: protein binding. The transcript has 3 exons. Lineage: Eukaryota; Fungi; Ascomycota; Eurotiomycetes; Chaetothyriales; Herpotrichiellaceae. The record is from RefSeq and is a predicted model, not a curated record. The coding region runs from base 1 to 4062 and encodes 1353 amino acids.